Messenger RNA from Mauremys mutica (yellowpond turtle), 1878 nucleotides. RefSeq names its product integrin alpha-M-like. The transcript has 13 exons. NCBI's taxonomy places the organism in Eukaryota, Metazoa, Chordata, Testudines, Geoemydidae. Gene Ontology annotation, biological process: cell-cell adhesion; integrin-mediated signaling pathway; cell adhesion mediated by integrin. The record is from RefSeq and is a predicted model, not a curated record. Gene Ontology annotation, molecular function: integrin binding. Gene Ontology annotation, cellular component: integrin complex; external side of plasma membrane. The coding region runs from base 157 to 1878 and encodes 573 amino acids.
UGAGUCCCCGCUCCGCCCCUGGCAGUGCUUCUCUCUUUUCAGAUAGCACUUGUCUUUCCUCUGAGCUCUGCUGCCUCCUCUGCAGGCAGUGCCCUUGAACCUGACACGUCCUACCAGAGCAUCCCUGCUCCAUAGACACCCCUCACCCAGCACAGGAUGGACCCCCUGCCUCUGCUCCUCUACCUGUGUGCAGUGCUGGCACCGAGCCAUGGAUUCAGCGUGGACGUGGAGGGACCCAUCACCUUCCAGGAGGCAGCAGCAGGGUUUGGGCAGAGCGUGGUGCAGUUCGGGAAUGCCAGCGCCGGGGGGCUGAUCAUCGGGGCCCCGCUGCAGACAGGAAACGUGAAUGAAACCGGCAAAGUCUACAAGUGUGACCCGGGCUCCAGACGCUGCCAGGAGAUCCCCACCCAGAGGUCCCCGGAUGCCAUGUACAUGUCCCUCAGUUUAUCUCUGGCUGCCGAAGGCUCCCAAUUCCUGGUGUGCGGCCCCAUGGUGCACCGGGCCUGUGGAGAGAACACGUAUGUCAGUCACCACUGCUUCCCUCUGCGGCAGAGCUUCUCGCAACUCCAGCGCAGCUUCUCGCAACUCCAGCGCAUCCCGGACAGCCAGCCGGGUAAGGAGCGACACAUAGUGGAGUCAGGACGUACUUCAUUCCUGUCCCCAUCAAAGUGCCCCAAACAAGUCACAGACAUAGCGCUCCUCAUUGAUGGCUCGGGCAGCAUCUCACCUGUGGACUUUGAAAAGAUGAAGAUGUUUCUCUCAGAGAUCAUGAAGCAUUUCCACAGCACCGACACGCAGUUCGCCCUCAUGCAGUACUCCAAUAAAUUUGAAUUGCACUUCGACUUCAUGGAGUACAGGAGAAGCCGCGAUCACGAUCACCUUGUCCAGGGGGUUGAGCAGCUUCAUGGAUUGACGUACACGGCCAGUGCCAUCCGGAAAGUGGUGCAGGAGCUGUUCACCUCUGGGAGAGGCGCUCGGGAUGAAGCCACCAAGGUUCUCAUUGUGAUCACAGAUGGGGAGAAAAAUGGCCCACUUUCUUAUUCAGACGUCAUACCUGAGGCAGAGAGAGCUGGAAUCAUCCGCUACGCCAUCGGGGUCGGUAUGGCAUUCUCCAGUGAUACUGCCCAACAGGAGCUCCAGGAGAUCGCCUCUGAGCCCAGCAACGAGCACGUCUUCCGGGUGGACAAUUUCGACGCCCUCCAGGGCAUCCAGAACCAGCUGCAGGAGAAGAUCUGCACCUUCAAAGGUUCUUUAUCUCAGGUCAUCACAGCCAAUGGACAGAGCACCUACAUUGUUGGGGCCCCUCUAUGCCAAGGCACCGGCAAAGUCGUCCUGUUCAGCCGAGAUACCAAGGGUGGGGAAUGGACACCUGGACCAGAGCUGUUGGGAGAUCAGAUUGGCUUGUAUUAUGGGGGUACACUGUGCACUGUGGACCUCGACAGAGAUGGGAACACGGACCUGAUUCUAAUCGGAGCCCCAAUGUACCAUACACCUCUGAAUGGAGGACGGGUCUAUAUCUGCCAGAUUAACUUGCCGGGGACGACGAUGAUCUGCAACAAGAUACUACAUGGGCAGACGGGGGAAGUGUCUGGGCGCUUUGGGGCCAGCAUGUCUGAAAUCGGGGACAUCAGCGGGGACGGACAGACGGACGUGGCCAUCGGGGCUCCCAUGGAGAAUGACAAUCAUGGGGCCUUGUACAUCUUCCAUGGGGAAAAGGGAGGCAUCAGUCCCCAGUACAGACAGCGCAUAGUGGGGUCACAGUUUCCCAGCAGGCUGCACUACUUUGGCCAGGCUGUCAGUGGCGGGACAGAUCUGACGGGGGAUGGGCUGCCGGACAUCGCGGUGGGGGCAGAAGGGCAGGCCCUGCUGCUGAGGUAA